Antechinus flavipes (yellow-footed antechinus) is the source of this 3375-nucleotide messenger RNA. It is a transcript of the gene FCRLA, whose product is annotated as Fc receptor like A. The record is from RefSeq and is a predicted model, not a curated record. The transcript has 6 exons. NCBI's taxonomy places the organism in Eukaryota, Metazoa, Chordata, Mammalia, Dasyuromorphia, Dasyuridae. Gene Ontology annotation, molecular function: transmembrane signaling receptor activity. Gene Ontology annotation, biological process: cell surface receptor signaling pathway. Bases 48 to 1274 code for a protein of 408 amino acids.
CUCUAUCAGUAAGUUCAAAGUAGCAAGAGAUCCAGACACUCAACAGGAUGCUGUUGUGGGACUUUGCUCCCUGGGCUCCUAUCCUCACUCCUGUGAGACUGUGGGCAGCUCUGCUGCUCCUGGGAACAGCUGAUAGUCGAGUUGUGUUCCAGAGAAAACCAAUGACCCUGCAUUAUGAGGAGGAAUCACCUCCUGAGAGUGUCAGCAACCAUGACAAGGAGGACUUCAGGACAUCAAGCUUCAGCUCUCGCAUCAGCCAGACCUCUGGGCCAAAAUCAGAAGGAUACUCCUAUGAAAGAUUCAAGGGCUUUGCUUUCAGCAAUCCCUUACACUUGGUUGUAUCAUAUGAUUGGCUGAUAUUACAAGUUCCAGUUCAGCCGGUGUUUGAGGGAGACCCUCUGAUUCUUCACUGCCUGGCAUGGGGGGAAUGGCCUCUGUCCCAGGUCACCUUCUACAGAGAUAGCUCGGCCUUGGCCCCCUCUGGACCUGACCCAGUGCUCUCUAUUGAUAUGGUUCAUGCGGCGGACAGUGGCCACUAUCACUGCAGUGGAAUCUUCAAGAGACCUGGCCCUGGAGCCAAGAAGGCAGUUCCUGUAUUCCUUAGAGUACAAGAGCUGUUUCUACCUCCAACAAUGACAGCAACCCCCUCCACACAGCCCCAGGAGGGGAGCCAGAUGACCUUGAGCUGUGAGACCAAGCUGAGCCCCCAGAGAUCAGUCUCCAUGCUUCACUUCUCUUUCUACAAGGAUGGCAAGAUGGUUCGGGCCAAAGACAGGUCCUCAAAAUACAGGAUCCCAGGAGUGCAGAUGGGAGACUCCGGGUCAUACUGGUGUGAGGCAGCCACAGAGGAUGGUCAUAUUCGGAAACAGAGUCCCAAGCUUGAGAUUCAGGUGCAGAAUUCUACUUCAAGAAGACCUGCCAGAACAACAGUUCCACCUACUUCAGAUCCAGGUCCUGAAAAGUCAGCCCCUCCCAAACCGGCUCCUCCAGAUCCCCGAAGCCCUCCUCCAUACAGUCCCCCUUCUUCAGGGAGCCAGUCUUCCGAUGGUUCAUGCUCCAACCCUUCCCUAAAGAUGCAAGAUCCUCACCUGAACUACCAGAUGCAAAUCCUGAUCAGUGACAUGCAAAAUGUGAGAACCCUGCUGGGUCACUUGGUAAUAGAACUCAGAGAGUUCUUUGACCAUCUUAAAUCCAAGGCUUCAGGAACAGCUGAAGGUAGAGGUCCCAAAGCCCAAGGGGCUCCAGGAACUUCUAAGGGUCCACAGAGGGAAUAAGCUUGAGGCUGACUCUCAUUCUUAUAAUAGGAUCUGGGUUUUAUUGAGUCUUUGUUCCUAUUCAUGUUUUCCCAUAUUUCUAAGUGGGGAACAUUUGAUCAAUUUUUUGUGUGUGCUUGAGUAUCAUGAAAUGCAUUCUUUUCAUUUGGGGAUCCUAUGGCAAGAGAGUCCUGGGGAAGACUCUUACUGAGCACCUCCCUCCAUCCCCACAUGAGACACAAGGGCCACCAGAUGACUAUGAAGAUAACCAGACUUUUCUGGACAUAUUGGCUCUCAUGUCAAUCACUAUAGUUUGAAUGGAAGAGUUUGAGAUAAUGCUGUCAGACCUUUAACUGCUAAGAUGCUAUAACUUGUGUCUGAGACAGGAAUAUCCAGAGAGAAGAUAGCUCAGAAAGUAUUGUUAAGUUACCCAGAUGACACUGACAAAAAUGUGAUUCAUUAACCAGCAUCGAACUUUCAAUAUUCUCUGUACUGAAGACCUCAGGUAGCUAACAGCACAGCCCCCAUUCAUCAUUCAAAACUUCUCUAAUGUCACACUCAAGAUGCCCUGCGAAAGCCAUUCAGAAAUAUUAGACUUCCUCAGGCCAUCUGAUUCUAUCACAAAAUAGUUGCAUUUGAGUCAUUAAUAAUAUUUCCCUUCAGAAUAAAUUUGUAACAGUAGUAGAAUGGAUCAGUCUUACAGACAUUAACCCAGAAAUUUCUGUUGUCUUUUAUCAGCUCCUCACAGGCAGUUUAGAAGAGGAUUAUAGGUUUCAGGAUAGGAGGGAACAUGAAACAUUAUAAAAGUUAAAUAACUUUCUUAAGGCUGCAUAGCUAGUAAAUGGAAGAGGCAGGAUUCAGUUCCAUGUCUUCAGAUUCCAAGAUCAAUGUUCUUUUCCAUGUGCUACAGAGAAAGGCUGAUGAAUUGCUUAGAAUCAAUGUCUGAACCAACAUCCUUAAUUUAGCUGUACAAUAAUUCUCAGUAGGUCCAGGUAGCCAGGCAUAGCAUCAUUAACCAGGGAUCUAUUGGGUUCAGAGCUCUCUCUUGGGCAUUGGGAAGAUGCCCACUAUCUCCUCUCAGGGAGCUGUCUCACAGAUGAGACAGAUGAGAUUCACAUAGACAGAUGCCUCAAAAUAACAUCUUCAAAAGCAUGAUUUAAAAUACAUAAUACAUAAGGGCUUAAGAAUGUAACUCGGCCAAUGGAAGCCUGGAGAAGAUGAGAUUUGAAUUAAAUUUCUAGGCACCAUUUAGACUCCAUAGCUCAAGGGUUCUUAAAAAUACCAUCAUUAGUCUUAAAGGUUAGAAGAAAGAUAUGUAGAGAAGGGAAGAUGUGGAGACAUAGGGACCUAAGGUAAAGAUAAAUCCCUACCACCUUAGAAAUCAAUAUGAUAAUAAAUAUGUAUAUGCUUUUAUGUCCAUAUUGUUUCUGAGUCUUCCAUCUAAAAACAGACCUAAAUGUGAACAAGCCUCAGGGUCAAAGGAAAGCUAGGAGAAUUAACACCUUGAAGGAAGGAGGGGCUUCAGUGUCCUUUUUAGGGGUGUUUAAAAGGCCUGGAAAAGAAAGUCUCAGAAUAUAUACUGAAAGCAGAAUAGUGAGGCUGAAGGAAAGACCCCAGAAGAAAAAUGGAAGGGUCACGGCUGGUGUAUUUGAAGAGUCAGAGGCUCAUAUGUGCGUUAUUUGCUUGGGUGAAGACACUCAGCCAAUCACCCCUGAAUGUGGGUGUACUGUUUGUUUGUCUUGCCUCAGCAAUGAAACCCUUCCAUCUUCAGCUGGAUAUUCAGGCAGAUAUGGCCCUGCACCUUGAAGGAGAAGGCAUAUGACAAUAUCAGAGGAAGAAGAUUCAUUAUACAAACUUACUCCUAGAACAAAAGCAGGACUCUUUUCUUCCAGUAGAAUGGUAGCAUAAGCAAAUAUUUGUGCAGAGAUAUUGAGGUGGGUCUAAAUUGUGUUGAAUCUAUUGUAUUUAAUAAACUUGGAAAAAAUUAUAUUAAGCUUAGGUUCACUCUUCCUAAAGACAAAAGUGAUAUUAAAUAAAAUGUAUCAUUGAAGUAUUGUGAAGUAAUGUUUGUCCUUUUGUUCUUGCUCUAUCUUAUAAAUAAAUAGUCUUUUGCAAAAGCUAA